Molecule: messenger RNA, 1067 nt
Organism: Eleginops maclovinus (Patagonian blennie)
Lineage: Eukaryota; Metazoa; Chordata; Actinopteri; Perciformes; Eleginopidae
Product: serine protease 57-like
Exons: 5
Coding region: 176-910 (244 amino acids)
Biological process (GO): proteolysis
Molecular function (GO): serine-type endopeptidase activity
Source: RefSeq, a predicted model, not a curated record
CCUGUUUUGAAAAUGUAGGUUACACGUCUUUUGUAAUCCCACCGUCCUUUCACGAAAAGCUCAACUGACUGUUAUCAAACACACUGAAGCAAUAAAGACCACAAAUUAAGUAAUAUCUGUACUUCUCUUAAAAUCACAAGACCUUUAGUGGAAGGUGUGGAUUUGAGCAGAGACCAUGGCAACAAGCAUCCUACUACUGCUGCUCUUCAUCUUUAAUGGGGCUGAUGGUUCUCACAUUGUUGGAGGAAGAGAUGCUGUCACUCACUCUCGACCAUACAUGACCUCGCUGCAAGUUCGAGGACGCCACAACUGCGGGGGUGCCCUGGUGAGGCAGGACUUUGUGCUCACAGCAGCACAUUGUGAGAUAUCAAGACCAUAUACAGUCGUGCUUGGAGCUGAUUCCCUGACCGCUAAUGAGGCUACAAAGCAGGAGUUCACUGUAGUCAAAUCCAUUCCACAUCCCGACUACGAUGGACAUGGAAAUGAUAUCAUGCUCUUAAAGCUCAACGGUACGGCACAACUGACGGACGCAGUGCAGCUGAUCUCUCUGAAAAGAGGCAGGCUGAGUACAUCCAGUCAGUGCAUCACAGCUGGCUGGGGGGAUGUGGGGGAUAAUGGCACCUUACCCAAGAGGCUUCAGGAAGUCAACGUAACCACCCUGUCACAGCGGGGGUGUAUUAGGAGGUGGAGAAAUGUUCCCAUCACCAGAGAGAUGGUUUGUGGCAUUGGGGCCGGUGCCUUGCAAGGCUUCUGCUCGGGGGAUUCAGGUGGUCCGUUGGUGUGUGGUGGAGCUGCAGCAGGCGUCGUCUCCUUCUCUGGGCGGAGAUGCGGAGACCCCAGGACUCCUGAUGUCUACACACGAAUUUCAAGCUUUAGGGAUUGGAUAGCAAGCGUGUUGACCAACAAUUAGGCAAAUUAGAUAUAAUGGGCAUGUGUCAAUAUGCUUGACUGGGAUGCAAAUCCUAGACAACGCUCUUUAUAAUGAGGUGUCAUGCUGUCUUUGCUUAUAAAAAUGCAGUGCUGUGGCUGUUGAGAUAACAUGAUAAAGGAUGUUUUUGUCACCCCCA